Molecule: messenger RNA, 1679 nt
Organism: Daphnia pulicaria
Lineage: Eukaryota; Metazoa; Arthropoda; Branchiopoda; Diplostraca; Daphniidae
Product: F-box-like/WD repeat-containing protein TBL1Y
Exons: 9
Coding region: 129-1445 (438 amino acids)
Biological process (GO): regulation of transcription by RNA polymerase II
Cellular component (GO): histone deacetylase complex
Molecular function (GO): protein binding; transcription corepressor activity
Source: RefSeq, a predicted model, not a curated record
ACAAGUCGCAUCGUGUUGCUGUUGCAGUAAAAUAUGAACUUGUUGGCGGUUUAUUGGUUAUGAGUCAAGAAAUUCCCAUAUUUUUUCAUCACAUUUAUUUUUAAUACUACAUUCCAUACGUCGUUAUCAUGGCUUUGGCGUCUAAUGACACAUUUGAAGAAACUGUUAAGUUGAUACAUGAAAAUUGCAUCAAUCGUUUUCAUCCAACAUUACCUGUUUUGGUUUCUGGAUCAACUCACCUGACAUUCUUUGAUGCCAAAAAUGUCAUCACUCAAUUUUCAAAUUGGAAUGAAAGGCAAUGUAAACUCAAAGGGAAUGUUGUAAAACCUAUAUGCUCAAUUGAAUGGAAUGUAGAUGGAACAAAAUUGGCUGCUACAGUAGCUGAUCCUCAUCAGUUAUUUGUGAAUGAUUGUGGUGACGAAAGUGGUGAAAUAAUUGUUUGGAAUUAUCCAACAUGUGAUAUCCUCUUUCAACAGAAGCAAUUCAAAGUAGUCCAUGAAAUUGAAUGGAAUCAAUUUAGACAAGAAGUUUUUGCUACCUAUAAUAUUGGUGACCCACUUGUGUCAUUAUGGACCACCAAAGAUCUGAAAAGAAACCUUUUCUACGUAUUUGAUUUUGAUCGUGAAAAUCGUUUUCGUGAAUUUAUCAUGAAGGUAAAGUGGAUCUCUGAAAGCGAAGUUGCUCUUGGACUCAACAACGGCACGAUUGAGAUUUAUCGAAUUAGUGAAAGCCAUCCUGUGACUGCUCCACAAAUAACGAGAAAAUUAAAACAUGAUCGUGUCGCUAGAGAUAUGAAAUGGAGCUGUACGACGCAAUAUUUAGCCUCUUUUUCAUGGGAUAAUACGAUCAAGAUUUGGUCUGUGGACAACGGUCUUAACGGGGAACUUAUCCACGGAUUACAUGUGAACUCCAGUUGUUACAUUUACAGUUUUGCUUGGCGUACAAACAGGAAAACAUACGCCGAAAUUGACAUAGAAAGAAAAUCACCGGAAAACUUCAUAGUAGCUUGUGGAUUGAGAGACAUCACCCGUAAGAAGUCAUCCAAUGGGUCGACAGGACCGAUUGUUAUCUGGAAUCCUUUAGAAAGAGACGAGUCUAAACAGCAACGAAUCCUUGAAAAGCACAAAUGUUCGGUUUCCUCGCUUGCCUUUUCUCCUGAUGGACAAUUUCUUGCGUCGUCGGAUGCAAUAGAUGUUAUCAUCUGGUCGACCGAGACUUGGAUGCCCGUUUUUGUCUCGCAGUAUAACAAAUUUACUCAAGAUCAGCUCUUGAAAAGUCGGCCUUUGUUCAAUUGUCGGUUGUCUUGGAUGGCCUUGGGCUCAACAACUGCGGGUGUGAACAAAUUGACUUACUCUUCAAUCGAUAAUAAGAUUCAUGUGUUUGAAUGUGUCGGCGCAGAAACAUCACGUUUCAAACACAAGAGGGCUAAGAGGGCUAGAAAUUGAACCUGUUUAAACUUAAUUUGUUAUUUUUUUUUGUCGAAUCCCGCUGUUCUUUCGUUCAUUUAUAUCCAUGACGUUUUUCUUUUAAUUUUGCUAAUCGUGUUUUACUAAGAAAAUUGAAAUCGUGUAUACUUGCUUUUUAAUUAAGAAAAAAAUUGGUUUUUCUGAAAACUUAGUUUUGUCGCUGUAGCCAUGCGGUUUCCAAACCAGAGACCAAAAUAGAUAUUUUUUAAUUAA